Messenger RNA from Ictalurus punctatus (channel catfish), 5782 nucleotides. Its product is annotated as dynein regulatory complex subunit 7. Bases 1 to 2469 code for a protein of 822 amino acids. NCBI's taxonomy places the organism in Eukaryota, Metazoa, Chordata, Actinopteri, Siluriformes, Ictaluridae. Gene Ontology annotation, cellular component: motile cilium. The record is from RefSeq and is a predicted model, not a curated record. Gene Ontology annotation, biological process: flagellated sperm motility. The transcript is spliced from 19 exons.
AUGCGGCAGGAACUGCAGGGGCCGGAGCUGGUGUUUCCACACUCCUCAGAGGAGGGAGAGGAGAAAAAGGAGGGAGAAGAGAAGGAGGAUGGAGAGGAGAAGAAGGAGGGAGAAGAGGUGGAGGAGGGAGAACGUACUGUGCUGUCGGAGCAGAAGCCUAAGUUAGACCAGGCCGAAUGUCCUGUCUCAUACAGCGAGAACUCGGCUGAAGAGAAGCUGUUGGUGUCCAUGGCUGAAGACCUCCACGCUCGGUACUCGUCUCAGUACCCUGACCGCAAACCGCUACUACUCUGCCCAGUCAAUGAGUUUGGAGUAAAGAAGUUUGUGUGCACCACGCUGCGGCGUAUACCGAUACCGUACCGUGAGCUGUAUGCCUGGCAGGGCUGUGCUAGUUUCAUCUCUGACUUUUUGACUUUGGAGCUGCUGGAAUGUCCAAGUGAAAUACCGAAACAGCUGUACUCUCCAACGUGGGUGGUGCGGAAUCAGACAGGUACGUGUUUUGAUUACGCCACCUUGCUCUGCAGUUUAUUGCUGGGCGCAGGCUACAAUGCGUACUGUGUCAGCGGCUACGCCGUCAAGGAGAUGUGUCUGCUUGAUCUGAGCAACCAGGAGUGUCCACUACUCAAACCUCAGGACACGGUUGAGGAGACGCCGUCUGAGCAGAAGAAGAAACUGAAGUACAUGGUUAAACCGCCACGAGAGCUGAAAAGCACCUUCAAGCAGCGUCAGGAGGAGAAAAAGCUUCAAGAGCAUCACGCAAUGCUCGCCAAGCAGCAGGAAGCCGAGAGACUAAAGGAGGAGCAGGAGCAUUCUCCAGAUCCUCUGUGGGGCUUACGGGUUCACAGCUGGGUUCUAGUUCUGGCAGGGAAACGUGACAUAUCGGAGAGCUUCUUCAUCGACCCGCUCUCGGGCCAGAGCUAUCCCACGUCCAGCGCGUGUUUCCUCGGCAUCGAGAGUGUCUGGAACCAUGAGAACUACUGGGUCAACAUACAGGACUGCCGCUCCGGCUGUACGGAGAUGACGUAUGACCUGCGUGAUGUGCUAAAGUGGGAGUGCAUGAUGUUGUCCAGUAGCAGUUCACCACUAGACCUUCCUGAUGAAACAGAAGAAGAAAAUGAGGAGCAGAAUGAUGAGGAGACAGAAGAGCCUAAGGGUUAUGAGAUGCCUCAGUCAUGGGUUACACAAAUCCACAUCUCAGAAGAAGAUCUGGAAAGUCGCUUCCCUGGUGGGUCGAAGGUUAUCUGUUACAAGAACGCCAAGCUGGAGAAGUUUUCCCCUUAUUUCCUGAAGGACGGAUUAGUCAGAAGACUCUCUAGUUAUGAUGACCCGGAAUGCACUCAAGUCAACACGGUGAAUGAGUGGUAUGCGAACCGGCAUGAUGAGCUCCAGGAGAGGGAACUGAAGAAAGCCACCAAUGUCAUUACAGAGCGUUUCUCACCAGGAAGGAGCUUCGGCCUAAAAACUCAUAGGUACAUGACUCUGGGACCUGAGAUCGAGCAUGUUAUGGAGUUCUACAGCAAAGCUCGACAUGACAACUUGUUCAGUCGAGUCCAGACGGCUACAGAGAUGACGGAGACGUUUCAGGACCGUUCUGACUUCCUGGAUUGCUGGCACGUCAUUUAUGAACCUUUGGAGCCAGCACAAAAUCUUGGAGUUGAGCGACGCAUUCAGAAGGUUGUGGCAAAAUUCCACAGGGAUCGAUCCAAACCAGCCAGCCAGGAUAGGGCUGAACUAGUUUUCCAGAUUUCGCAGAAUCGAAUCGAGAUUACAUAUCAUCUGGAGUACAACAGUAUCAUUCCAGAUUUUAUCAUCUUUGAAAAACCUUCUAACAUUGACGACCCCUUCUCCGACAAGAUGGUCUCUAGCUUUAAGGUGGACCCGUUGGCAGAACCCUUCACAAACAUGGACCUGUACCAGACCCUCAUGGCACUGAUGAAGGAGGAGAAGAAAUUCUUAAUCAGUAUCAAGGACUCUGAGGAUGAAGUGAGGAGCAUCUUAGAGGUAAGAGAGCAGGAGGAGAGUGCCAUUAUGCUUAAGAUCUCCAUGUACGACAUGGCCAGGAAUGAGAAGGCACGCCAAGAGAAGGAAAAGCUGAAGGACCUGGCCCGAGAGACGCAACUGAAGGAAGAGUACGAGGAUGUGGACAUCUUGACUCCGGUCUCGUCUCGGCAGGGAGACUCGGAGUGCCUGAGCGUGCAUAGCCAUGCAGACUGGCCCAACAACCAAAAGCAGAGACUUAUGGACAAGCGCAAGCCCAAGCCCAAGCCCAAUCCCAUCACGGCUCGAUUACAAAAGGAGACUCGCGAGCUCCUGAAAAAGCAGCAGUGGUACCAAAUGAACAAGUCCAACUUGACAAAACAGGAUGAGGAAGAAUAUUUGACCUACUGCUCCGAAGCCAAGUUCAGAAUCAAACUUUUGAAACUGCGCCUCGACUGUGCUGCAGAUGGUGCAGAUCUGGUUGGUCAGUAGGCGGUGAUACAUUUUCUCUUAACAGCAGGUCUGACAGGAGGUUGACACGUCACAGGUUUAUCAUAAUCAAAUAAAAUCAACAUGGUCACAUACAUAACCGUAUAUAGUAUGAUGCGCAGUGAAAUGCUUUUUACGACCACUCCAAUAUAUAAAAGAGAACAAACAUAAAAUAAAAUAUAAUGUAGAUAAAAAAUAUUAAGGAAAAAAAUGAUAUAAUAGAGAAUAAACUAGAAUAAUGACUAGAAACAAAAUUACAAAUAUAAUAUAGAUUUUAAAAAUAAUAUAUGAAAGAGAACAAAUAUUAUAAAGAUAAAAAUAUUAAGGAAAUAAAAGAAUAUCAUAUAAUAGGGAAUAAAACUAGAAUAAUGGAUAGAAACAAAAUUAGAAAUAUAAUAUAGAUAAAAAUGUGAACGAAAAGAAAAAACUUCAGAGGGAACUGAAGAAAGCCAUCAUGAUUAGCCAGAUUCAGGCCUCUGGCCUGGCGUGUACACCCUCUCCCCUCCUUUCGCAAUGGGUAAUGCUGCCCUUCCGGCUAUGUCUGUCGGCCUGCCGGAGCAAAAGGAGAGGCGAGGGGAGGAAGAGGGGAGAAAGAAGGAGCGAGCAGAAGAGACAGACACGUGGUGAUCUGGACCUCAGCCUGCUGGGAAGCGAUCCUCCACGACGCUGGGUGAUGGCACUGGACUUCCUGGUGGUUGGCUAUGACUCCUCCCUUUUCAGGCAGAGAGCAACCGCUCCAGCAUCACAACCUCACUCUUCCUCGGCGCAGCUGUUGGAGGAUAGGGCUCUCCAGCAGCGUGUCUCUCCUCCUUCCCGGGUUUCAGCACCAAUGUAACACAACUUCAAAGAUGGGCGAGGAGGAGGUGGGAACAGGCUGAACAUAAGCAUGAAGUUUAAUGAUAAACAGAACUCAAAUAUAACACAAACGCUAUCAAACGUAAAACACACGUGCACCUCUCUCCCCCUCUGGCGCUUUCAGCCGCUCCUUUCUCUCUCUCUCUCUCUCUCUCUCACACACAGAUUAGCCAAAUCAGUGCCAGGCGUGCGUCCUCACUGCCUGGCUCCUCCCUCCUCCUCGUCACAUACUGACUUAGAGAACUGUAAAAUAAAGCGCAAUGAUUUCUGACAGAACACUUCUUUGUCUGAGAAAUCAGUAGACUAUAUACAGUAAAGUACUGAAUUUUCCCUGAAAUUAAUUUUGUAUUGAACUGAAUUAGAAAGUAGUCUCUCUUUUUUAAAAAAAAAAAGACCUUAUAAAGUGGUGUAAUUAAAUUGUAAUUCCAUUUCCACUCCAUUUACAACUCUGCAAAUGUGGCAAGAAUUUUUUUCAUGCUUUGAAUUGUGUUGUGUACAAAGUUUGUAUGUCACACCAAGAUCUUGAUCUAAGGGCUGGAUUUGCAUAUAGACAUGACUGACAAUCAGCUUUUUCAGGAACUUUUCUCAUGGCAAAACCCUUCCUAGUGUACACUUUACAGCACCCUGUUUCUCAGUACUCCAUGGCCUCCUAGGAGCUUUCUUUCCUGAAACACAAAAACACAAUGUCCAACUAACCAAAACCUUAACCCUUGUGUGUCAAUUAAAAAAGUUACACAUAGGUCCACAGAGGACAAAAAUGUCCAUGUCCAAAUACUGUGAUAAAAAAUAUUAUAUAUUGAUAUAUUUUUCCACUUUCACUGAUGUCGAUUCUUUUCUUUUUUUUAUAACAGCAUAAAUUCUAAUCAUAAUUACCAAACAUUUUGAUCAUUGUAACCCUUUAAAUGCUGGUUUAUUUAAAUAAUGCCACAGAUGUUUUUUAUGAAAAAAAAAGAAAAAUAGAACAGAUUGUUGCAGAGUGUCAGGGUGCAUUAUCCUGCUGAAAGAAACCACUGCCAUUAGGGAAUACCAUCACCAUGAAGUGGUGUACUCAGUCUGCAACAAUGUUUAGGUAGGUGGUACGUGUCAAAGUAACAUUCACAUGAAUGCCAGGACCCAAGGUUUCCCAGCAAAACAUUGCCCAGAGCAUCACACUACCUCCGCCAGCUUGCCUUCUUCCCAUUGUGCAUCCUGAUGCCAUCUAGUGCCAAAGUUAUUGUUAUUUUAGUUGUCUAUUGCUGUAUGUUGGAGUUGAAAUUAAAUACUGAAAAUGAGGAAUUUUUAAGGGAAUUUUUACAUCCGAAUCAGGUAAACAGUGUAGGAAUUACAGCUCUUUUUAUAUGUCCCCCAACCCCCAUUGGGGACCAAAUGUAAUAGGGCAAUCUAACAAUCAUAAAUUAUUUUUAACCACGUAUUUAAAAAAAAUAUUUUUAAUACUUGGUUGCAAAUCCUUUUCAGUCAAUGACUGCCUGAAGUCUGGAACUGGACAUCACCAGAUGCUGGGUUUCUUCCCUGGUGAUGUUCUGCCAGGCCUUUACUGCAGCUGUCUGCUUAAAUACAUUACACUCACUCACUCACUAAUGUAAACAAUGCGAUAGCCUGUGCCAUCACAUUCAGGCUGUAAAAUGAGCACAAACAUUAGAAAUGUUAAAGAAAUAGUUUGGCAAAAAAUGAAACAAACAAAUUUACAACGAAUAUACGUUGCCAAAACGUGUAGUGUAUGAAGCUAAUUUUGUACAAGAGCUGUGCGGCCACUUUAAAUCAGGAACGUGCAAUUAAACCGAAGACAAAUGCAGAAUCUCAAAAGGGAUAAGACUUUCAUUUAUUGUGACAGAUUACAAAUUAAAGACAGUGAUAAUUAAGCAAACAUGACAGAAUACUAAAAUUAGGAUAUUUAAAAAUAGUCACUUGGCCUUGAACACACGUACUAUGACUUUCGCCCUCACAGUAAAAUAAUUCUGUUCAGUUUUCCAUUAUGGCAGUAAAUCCAGUGUUUUCUAGCCUACGUGUGGUUUAUGUUGGGACAGAAGGGAAUGUAAUAAGUUUUAAAGGAACAAUUUGGCCAAAAAAUAAAAAAAUAAAAAUAAAAAAAAGAUUUACACACACUUCCUCUCACCUCAGAUGUAAUUGUUCAGCCAAGACAUGUUUGUUAUAGUUUUGCACAGAAUGUAGCUCACAAGCAUGAGAUCCUUAUAGCUACCAGUUUAGUAUUUUGCAAACUUCAUAUCUGAACUCGCAUCAAUAGACACCAAUUGACUUCGUGAUACUGUUUGUACAUAAACAGCUUUGUACAAGCUAUAUGCACAAAUGAUACACUUACAUAAAGUCAUUUCAUAUAAACUUGCUUAUGUGGUUUCUGUUAAACUGGUACAUAUAAGCUUUCCUUACUUAUUAGUAAGCUUUUUACACCUGUAUAAAACUAAAGAAGAAAACUUUACCCACCAAACAGGACUUGGCUGAGAGG